CUCUAUCAUACCGUCUACACUUCUCUUAGGUCCUCUUUCCUUCGAAUCUCUUAAUCUAAAUCUGCUCUUCGUGAAGUAACGCGUCCCAACUCAACGCGACUGGACGCGUCUGUUCCGCAUUUGUUCCGUUUCUAUUAAUAUCCAAUUCGUCCACUUCGUCUUCAAAAUGGCCGAGAGCUCUAAACGCCCCAACUUCCUGGUCAUUAUCGCGGAUGAUCUAGGCUACUCCGACGUCGUUGCCUUCGGCAGCGAAAUCAAGACGCCGAAUAUCGACAGCCUGGCGAAAGAUGGUCUACGCUUCACAGAUUUCCACGCCGCGAGCGCGUGUUCGCCUACGCGGUCGAUGCUAUUAAGUGGGACUGAUAAUCAUAUUGCCGGUGUCGGCGCAAUGAUAGAGUCAAUUCCAGAGCACAAGAAGGGCAAGCCGGGAUACGAGGGGUACUUGAAUGAUCGAGUGGCACCAUUACCGGAGUUGUUGAGGGAUGCGGGUUACCUGACGCUAAUGUCGGGGAAGUGGCAUUUGGGCCUUACGGAGGAUAGAUGGCCCGGGAAGAGGGGGUUUGAAAGGAGCUUUUCGUUGCUGCCGGGAGGUGCAAAUCAUUAUGGCUGGGAACCGCAAUUGGAAGAGCAGGAUAAGCUACCACUACUGCUCGAACGCACAAACGUUUUCUACGUCGAAGACUCCACGCUUAUCAAACCGUCAGAACUAGGGCCCAAUUUCUACUCCACCGACGCUUUCGCAGACAAACUCCUCCAAUACUUCUCCGAGCGCACAGAAGACGAUGCAGCAAAACCCUUCUUCGCAUAUCUUCCCUUUUCAGCUCCGCAUUGGCCUCUCCAAGCCCCAGAAGAAGAAAUACUCCCCUAUCGCGGUCGAUAUGACUCAGGACCAGAAGUCCUCCGCCAGGAACGCAUCGCCGCCCUCAAGAAAGCAGGUCUCGUCCCUUCACACGCAGUUCCCCACGAUGUCGUAGCACCCCACUCUGGCAUGCUGUCGCAAGCUUGGGACACCCUCUCUCCCGCUGAUCAGGCUUUUUCUGCCCGGACAAUGGAAACCUAUGCCGGUAUGGUUACCCGGAUGGACACGGCCGUCGGGCGUGUAGUCGACUACCUCCGCGAGACUGGCGAACUAGACAACACGGUUGUGUUAUUCAUGUCAGACAACGGCGCCGAAGGACUUCUUCUUGAAAGCGCACCGGUGGUCAAAGGAAACGUCUUUGACCAUAUAAAGAAGUACUGCGAUAAUAGCCUGGACAAUGUCGGCAAAGAGAAUAGCUAUGUAUGGUAUGGCCCACACUGGGCAUCUGCGGCGACAGCCCCAGGGUGGCUGUAUAGGGUGUUUACAGCGGAAGGUGGGAUUCGCGUGCCGCUUAUACUACGGUCUCCACCUCUUACCGGUGAGAAGAAAGAGGGCAUCGAACAUGUUUUUGCGACGGUGAUGGAUAUCGCGCCCACGAUACUUGAGUUAGCGGGCGUAGCGCAUCCGGGAAAAGGAGAGUGGAAGGGGAAGCAGAUUGAAGCAGUGAAAGGCAAGAGCUGGGUACCGUAUUUGACUCACAAAGACGGAGCCGGCGCGAUUCACGACGAAGAUACAGUGACUGGAUGGGAAUUGUUCGAUCGCAUGGCAGUAAGAAAGGGGAAAUGGAAGGCGGUAUUUAUCCCGAAGCCGUAUGGGCCGCAGCGGUGGCAACUGUUUGAUCUAGAGGCUGAUCCCGGGGAGACUAGAGAUUUGGCAGACGAGGGGGAUCAGCAGAGGGAGAAGUUGAAUGAGUUGCUGCAGCACUGGGAUGAGUAUGCCGAUGAGGUAGGAGUGGUUGGAGCGGUGCCGGAGUAUGGCGUCUUGCUUGUGGAUGGAGGCGGGAAAGAGUAGGUUCCUGAUACAUCAAUGAAAACGCCCCUUCGCAUAUCC
This is a messenger RNA of Mytilinidion resinicola, 1909 nucleotides long. Its product is annotated as arylsulfatase. Gene Ontology annotation, molecular function: arylsulfatase activity. Lineage: Eukaryota; Fungi; Ascomycota; Dothideomycetes; Mytilinidiales; Mytilinidiaceae. The record is from RefSeq and is a predicted model, not a curated record. The transcript is spliced from 4 exons. The coding region runs from base 167 to 1870 and encodes 567 amino acids.